This is a messenger RNA of Kluyveromyces marxianus DMKU3-1042, 225 nucleotides long. It is a transcript of the gene HUB1, whose product is annotated as ubiquitin-like protein HUB1. Gene Ontology annotation, biological process: protein modification process; mRNA splicing, via spliceosome. Gene Ontology annotation, molecular function: protein tag activity; protein binding. The record is from RefSeq and is a predicted model, not a curated record. NCBI's taxonomy places the organism in Eukaryota, Fungi, Ascomycota, Saccharomycetes, Saccharomycetales, Saccharomycetaceae. The transcript has a single exon. Gene Ontology annotation, cellular component: cytoplasm; nucleus. Bases 1 to 225 code for a protein of 74 amino acids.
AUGAUAGAGGUUUUAGUAAACGAUCGACUUGGUAAGAAAGUGUGUGUGAAAUGCCUUGAGGAAGACACUAUUGGUGAGUUUAAACAAGUGUUGAGUGUUCAACUUGGGACUGCGAGUGCUGCCAAGAUCGUGUUGCAAAAAGGUGGUAGUGUAUUGAAGGAUCACAUUACUCUGGAGGAUUACGAAAUUCAUGACGGAACUAACCUCGAGUUGUACUAUGUGUAA